ACAACGAUGCGUUCUAUCAUCCUUUCUUUGGCGCUGUCCAUAGCCUUCGCUAGUCAGACCAUGGCUUUUACCUACUGGGUUGACGACAAGAGCUGUACUGGCGAUCGUUCCCUGACUGAAGCUCUAAAAGAAACGAAGCUUAUGGGGGAGAAGGCUUCCGAGCGGCUGAAGUCCAGCAGUGAUGCAGAUUAUCAACACGUCUACGAGUUUCUUAUGAAGAGAAAGAAGUCUGACAAGGCUGAACUCGAUAAAAUUGAGGGGAAGAUGACAGAGGUGAAAGACCGGAAUACUGCAAACAUCCGUAUCUAUUGCGAUGACGAAAAGCGAUGGAAACCACGUGUUGACCCGAAAACGGGGCAAAACACUGGAGGUUGGGAGGAUCCAGAGAACUGGAUGCAAUAUUCAGGGAGAUUUGAAUGGAGCCAACCUGGAUGUCAUGAUAAAAGAUGGGGGGAACUAUACACAUAUGCGCAGACCUACAAGACCUACAUGAACGGCGAACCAUCUCAGAAGCAGGCAGAUGUGCGAGCUACAGUUACAAUAUGCGAAUUGGGGCUGUUCACUGAGAACAAAAAGCCAAGGAGGGUGUUGAGCCAACUUCAAAAGGAUCUCGACCUUACUAAGCCUCCUGCUGGCAUCGAAGUCCUCGCACUUCACCCAAGCAAAACAAUUCUUCACGAACUCUCGCACUUUCACGGAUACGACACGAUUGACAAUGGGUACUUUAUCAGUAACCCUAAGGCUAAUCCGAAUAUCCGUUCACUCGACGCUGGUGAGCUGAUGAAAAAUGCUGACGUGCGCGCCUAUCUUGGACAAUUAGCUAUCCUAGCUGAUCGUGGAUAUACCUUCCAACGAACUCCCCUUGAAAGUGCGUCGAAGGAGGAGAAGGCCGACUUCAGCAAGAAUAUGGAGAUUGGGAAGUUGUUCUUAUACCCAAAUCUGACCAAGAGAGGCCUUAGAAAUAUUGGAAGGCUUGCAAGGAGGUAUAAUAAAGCCUAA
This is a messenger RNA of Cucurbitaria berberidis CBS 394.84, 999 nucleotides long. RefSeq lists its product as uncharacterized. The transcript is spliced from 4 exons. Bases 7 to 999 code for a protein of 330 amino acids. The record is from RefSeq and is a predicted model, not a curated record. NCBI's taxonomy places the organism in Eukaryota, Fungi, Ascomycota, Dothideomycetes, Pleosporales, Cucurbitariaceae. Gene Ontology annotation, molecular function: metallopeptidase activity.